AUGGAUCGCAGUUUGGAGGAAAUCAUCUCUGAGCGCCCUGCGAAGCAGCAGAAUCGUCGGGGACGCGGUAGUGGAAACAAUAGCAAUGCGCCACGCGAUGGUGUGAAAAAGUCGUAUCGUGACCGCGUUGAUCUUGAUCGUGAUUGGGUUCAUGAUCGAUUCGAUGAUAUUGGAGACUCCCGUUCUUCACGUCGUGAUAACCGAUCUAGACGCGAUAGAGAAUCGCCGGAUAGCGAUCAACCAGCUCGCUUGCGUAUCGACAAUCUUCACUGGGACUUGACGGAAGCAGAUUUGGAGGGCUUGUUUAGCAAAAUCGGGCCAGUACAGAGAGUUCGUAUCAACUUUGAUCGUGCUGGCCGCUCGGAAGGGACCGCCACUGUUACAUAUCAGUACGUCGAAGACGCCAGACAGGCAAUCCGCGAAUUCGACGGUGCCAACGCAAGAGGCCAACCAAUUCGAUUGACCCUCCUACCGGGUGGAGGCGGCCGUGGUGGACCAAAAACAGAAAAAUCAAAGAGCCUCUUUGACCGAAUCGAGCGUCCUCACGACCGGACCGAGCGCAGCCUUAGUCCUGACGAAGAAGGUGCCACAGGCGGCGGACGACGUCGUCGAGGCGGAAGAGGACGUGCGGCGGGGGCACCUGGUCGUCGCAGUGACACAUCAAAACCUGCUCCGGAUCACAUUGAUCGCUACAUACCUGGUCGUCAACAAUCACCGAGUCGUCGAAAUGCGACCGGUCGCCGACCUGGAGAACGCCGAGAUGACAGACGCAAUAAUCGUAGGAACGCGAAUGGCGGUAGUGGACCCCGUCCUAAAAAGACGCAGGAAGAACUUGAUGCGGAGAUGGAUGAUUAUUGGGGGAAUACGACGGCCGCUACUGGUACUACUACCGAGGAGAAUACUGUCGCUGCACCUGCGACUGUGGCUGCCACUGGUGAAACGGGUGGUGCUGCGUCGGCAGGAAAUGACGAUGAUAUUGACAUGAUAGAGUGA
Talaromyces stipitatus ATCC 10500 is the source of this 993-nucleotide messenger RNA. RefSeq names its product RNA binding protein, putative. Gene Ontology annotation, molecular function: mRNA binding. Gene Ontology annotation, cellular component: nucleus. Gene Ontology annotation, biological process: mRNA export from nucleus. The record is from RefSeq and is a predicted model, not a curated record. NCBI's taxonomy places the organism in Eukaryota, Fungi, Ascomycota, Eurotiomycetes, Eurotiales, Trichocomaceae. The coding region runs from base 1 to 993 and encodes 330 amino acids. The transcript has 7 exons.